AUGUUUCCGCUGUCACACGGCGUCGGCGGCAGCGUCUACGCAAUUGACGAUCAAACCAUUCGUGUGAGAAACCUCAACUACGAUGGACAAGCGCCAGACGCCUACUUUUGGGUAGGCAGCACUGCUCGACCAGACGCCAAUGGAACGCCGCUUGCUGAUGAGAAGGGUUCCACCAGUCCGCUGAAGGGGUACCGAAACGCCAACGUGGUGCUGCACUUGCCCGCCGGAAUCACCGUACGACAGAUUAAGCACUUUGGCAUUUGGUGCAAGAAGUUUAAGGAAAACAUGGGCUACGCUUCAGUUAGUGUUAACUAA
Messenger RNA from Rhagoletis zephyria (snowberry fruit fly), 315 nucleotides. NCBI's taxonomy places the organism in Eukaryota, Metazoa, Arthropoda, Insecta, Diptera, Tephritidae. The record is from RefSeq and is a predicted model, not a curated record.